GACAGGUGCUAAAUAUAAGUCGGUCGGGCACAAGGUUGUUGACAGUUUCUGCAUGAAAUCAGUGUCCUGGUUUUAGCGGGAAAAUAGGGACUAAAUCAUGUCAGAAAAAUGCAACUACGCGUUGAAAAGACCAAAAACCCAACUUUAAUUGGAGUGUAUCUUCAAAGACUUCCCCUUAUCAGAACCUUCGAAAUCUGAAAACCUUCUGUAGGGAGGACAGAUGUGAGCUGAGGUGCAGUGGAAAACCAGGACAUGAGUUUGUUUGGUCAGCUGUGUGUACUGCUGUGAAGAUGACCUCACAGUGCAUUUGGUUCAUGAGCACAGUGUGAUUUGAAGUCACACAAACACUGACGAGGGCUCAGUCCUGCUAUGGCCACCACCACCACAGAGGAGACUUCUGGGGUUUCUCAGGACACCAUAGCACCUCAGCAGCCCGAACUAGGAAGUAACAUAGAACAUGACUCAGCAGCAAAGCCUGACCCCAAAGGGGCCCAACAUGACAAAAAGGAAAAGGAGGAAGCUGAGAAUGGAGGAGCAAGUUCUGCUGUGCAGAAGGAUACAACAAGGCCAACUCUGGAUCCAGAGUGGGUGGAAGAAAGAUUCAGGAUUGACAGGAAAAAGCUCGAAUCCAUGUUAUAUGCUCCUAAGAGUGAAGACAGGGAGACAGGAGAGGAGUUUUUUGAGAGAGUGAUGCGAGAAACUAACACUCAGGUGAAAUGGCCAUCCAAGCUGAAGAUAGGAGCAAAGUCAAAAAAAGAUCCACAUGUGAAAGUGGAAGGUAAACCAGCCGGUGUCAUAGAAGCCAAAAUGAAGAUUCUUGAAGUACUGGAAACCAAGGUAAACAAAGUAACUCUGAAAAUGGACGUGGCCUACACAGAACACUCCCAUGUGAUUGGAAAAGGUGGAGGGAACAUCAAAAAGGUGAUGGAUGCCACAUCCUGUCACAUCCACUUCCCUGACUCCAACCGUCACAACAGUGCAGGAGAAAAAAGCAACCAGGUUUCAAUUGCUGGACCCAUAGAUGGGGUGGAGGAUGCCAGGAGGAGGAUUAGAGACCUCCAACCACUGUCACUGACUUUUGAUCUGCCGGUGAGUCUGGUACCCCAGGCUCUUCCAGAUGCAGGUUCCCCACUCAUCCAGCAGGUAGUGCAGGCUUUUGGGGUCAGCGUAAAUUUCAGGGCCCUCCCAUUGCAGCCUCAAACCCAAACCUCUUUUUAUGGAAACUGCUGCACCGUCUGGGGACUGCAAGGCAACACGGCCGCUUUAAAGGAGGCGACCUGCAUCCUGAUGGACCUCCUACUGGGUUCAGAGGUUCCAGGUGGGGCAGUAAGCAGCCAACUGGACGUCACCACCCAGCAGCAUCUUUUUCUGUUGGGCCAGAACGGAACACACUUUCUGAGCAUUAUGCAGCAGACUCAGACCCAGAUCAUCCUGCCAGACCUUAGUGCCCCUCAGAGUCCCCCCUCUCUGCUCAUCCAGGGCAGCCCUGAUGGAGUCUGUCUGGCUCGACAGCAGCUCAUGGACUGUCUGCCUGUGUGUCUGAUGUUUGACAUGCGAGAAGAUGGAGCAGCAGAUCCCUGCAUGCUGGCUAAGAUGAUGCAAAAUCUUGGGGUAUUCAUUAGUGUCAAACCAAAAGUGAAGCAGACCAGCAAGUCGGUGGUGGUGAAGGGUCUGGAGCGCAACAUCUCCAAUAUUUAUGAGGCCCGUCGUGCUCUCCUGGGACUUGACUCCUCUGAGCAUGCAAAAAUAAAUGGAGUGAGCCAUGACCCCGUGCUUCCCGGAGGUGGGGUGACCAACUACUGGCUCAACAUGUUGCUACAGCAACUUCGUCUCUCUGAGCAGGGUUCUUUACCUGUGUCAUCCACAGAAAUUGGGUCUGGUGGUAAGCCCCGACUUUCACCUCCUCCAGGACUCGCUCCUUCUCCUGAAGAGUGCAGGUCAGGGCUGAGGGGAACAGACAACCGGCCACUGGAGAAGAUUCUUGAAAACGAGUACCAGUCGGGUCAGUCUGAAGAUGAGGACCCAGAGAUGAGUGAUGCAGCAAACGGCAUCAGCAGGGUUGGGCUGAAUGGUCGAAGAAGGAGCCUGCAAACUCCUGACGUUAACAAGGUUCUGAGCCAGGGCAGAAGGCAUUCAACAGGACAAGCAAUCUCAUACAGACUGUUGAACCCAGAGACAAAGGGAGGGAGGGCUGAGAGGAGGAACAGCCUGAGGAGUGACGUGACUUUGCCUCCAAAUGUCUGUGCUGACUCAUCCAAGGAUGAGGAUUAUGAUUACGAAAAAAAGAAACUACUCGCAACCAGAGCAAUGCAGAGGAAGCCGGUGGUCACUGAGGUCCGCACGCCAACUGAUACCUGGAGUGGCCUCGGUUUCUCCAAGUCAAUGCCAGCUGAAGCUGUCAAGGAACUCCGCACCAUCAACCGCCGUAGCUACAAGCCUUAUCUAAGCACCACCAACAACAAUCAGCAGCAGUCUUGGGCUGCUCAGACGGGAAAGGCGUGUAACGGCAGUAACUCUGAGAACUGGAGAGACAGACGUGGAUCAACAUCUCGUAUUGUUUCUUCCUCUCCGUCCUCCCCCAUCUCACCCCCAGCAACCCUCUCAUCCUCCACCUCUUCUUUUCCUUCAUUUGCAUCCUCAAUGAGCACAAACAGGAGCGACACACCACCGGAGGGUUUUGUAAGCAGCAGCUUCUUUGAAAGUUCUUCAAGGAGGACGUUAACCUGCAGCCAGCAAAGUCCCUCCCCUAGUGUGACAGAUGACUUGCAUGAGUUGCUCAAUCAACUUGGCCUGAUCAAAUACAUUGAUGUGUUUGAGCAACAAGAAAUUGACUAUCAGACAUUCCUCACUUUAUCUGAUGAUGAUCUAAAAGAGGUGGGCGUCUCCACUUUUGGAGCCAGACGUAAAAUGUUAUUAGCCAUUUCAGACCUCAACAAGAGCAAAAGGAGGCUGUCAGAUGCACCGGCAGUAAAGUCCGGCUAUUUGGAGGGAGGUGCGAGCGGUCGGCUCCCUCGAAUCAUAGAUGUGGAUGUUGCAGCUCAGCGUAAUGGAUGGUGAGAGAGGGCGUAAAGCAUCUCUGAGACUCAAUUAAAAAACGUAGACUGUCUUUGACUCUAAGAAAAUGUUGUUUGUUGUGAAAAGUUAAAUGCUUUUUUAUUUUCUAUAAAAAGAGGACAAAAUGCCCCCUGUAAGGUUUAAUGCCAAUAUUUCAGUUUUUCAGCAGCCACAAUCCAAAGUUUUUGUCAUAAUUUUUGUACUCCUUUGAAGUGCCUUUAUAUGCAGAUUACAUGUUUGUGUGUCUUAACGAAGAGUUUGAUGCAACUGUAAAUAGAUUAUUACAUAAUAAACAUGAAAACAGCAUAAUCGUCUUCAAAA
This is a messenger RNA of Oryzias latipes (Japanese medaka), 3375 nucleotides long. It is a transcript of the gene bicc2, whose product is annotated as bicaudal C homolog 2. NCBI's taxonomy places the organism in Eukaryota, Metazoa, Chordata, Actinopteri, Beloniformes, Adrianichthyidae. Gene Ontology annotation, molecular function: RNA binding; protein binding. Gene Ontology annotation, cellular component: cytoplasm. The record is from RefSeq and is a predicted model, not a curated record.